AUGGCCGCCGCAUGCUCAGCAGCCACGUCGUGUGUCCGAAUUGGCAUGUUCUUCAUGGCCUCUCAGCUCUGCACCGCCGUCGAACCGCCCUGCCACACCUUCGACUCGCCUGGGUUGGAUUUUGGAUGCGAUUUUGGUGGCCUCGACUUCAACGCCGAGCCGGACUUGCUCCUUGCCGGUGACGGACUGGACGGCUGCGACGACAAUUGGCUUGCGCAAGAGUGUCUUUUGGAUCCGACGCUGGAUCUCUCGGGCGGCGGUGUGCUGAUUCCCAACAUGGCGACUCAGAUACAAACCACCCCGUCGCUGGGAAUGAGUGAUCGGAUUCUUUAUGAAGACGACUUCCUCUCCCAAGAGACAGCAAACCUCCUGGCUUCCACCCUUGAGCAACCACCGCAUUCAACCAUCACCCAUCUCCAGACAUCCAAAACCACUACGACGACGACAACGCCCGCCACAAACUCACCCUCCUACGCCGCAACCUCCUCCGGCUUCUCCACCUUCAACCUCAACCUCACCAGCCAGACGUCACCCGACAGCAGCAGCAGCCUCUCCAGCAGCACCAAGCGCAAGGCCGACUCGCCGCCCGAGGACGGCGCGGCCGCCGUGGUCCUCAAGCGCCAGCGCAACACCAUGGCCGCGCGCAAGUACCGCCAGAAGCGCCUCGACCGCAUCGCCGAGCUGGAGCAGGCCCUCGCCGACAUGACGGGCGACCGGGAUGAUCUGCGGCUGAAGCUGGUGAGGCGCGAGGCCGAGGUCGAUGCGUUGCGGGAGAUGCUGGGGAAGAAGUGA
Molecule: messenger RNA, 792 nt
Organism: Ilyonectria robusta
Lineage: Eukaryota; Fungi; Ascomycota; Sordariomycetes; Hypocreales; Nectriaceae
Exons: 2
Coding region: 1-792 (263 amino acids)
Biological process (GO): regulation of transcription by RNA polymerase II; DNA-templated transcription
Molecular function (GO): RNA polymerase II cis-regulatory region sequence-specific DNA binding; DNA-binding transcription factor activity, RNA polymerase II-specific
Source: RefSeq, a predicted model, not a curated record